Messenger RNA from Heterobasidion irregulare TC 32-1, 2306 nucleotides. RefSeq lists its product as uncharacterized. Bases 1 to 2190 code for a protein of 729 amino acids. The record is from RefSeq and is a predicted model, not a curated record. Gene Ontology annotation, molecular function: 5'-3' DNA helicase activity; DNA binding; RNA binding. Lineage: Eukaryota; Fungi; Basidiomycota; Agaricomycetes; Russulales; Bondarzewiaceae. The transcript is spliced from 18 exons.
AUGCUGUCCAAGGAAGAGGAUAUCAAAGCGUUCAUAUCGCGACAUCGCUCGCUUCUGCUCAAAGAGCGAGAUGCAGAAGUGGAAAGAAGCUCGCUGCUCUUGUCCAACUGCGGCCCCAGGCUGCUCGAACAGAAAGGACUGGCCCUGAUCGGGCUCGGCGUGUCCAACAUAACAAUAGGUCUCGGAGGGAAAACUCUAGUCGAGCUAGAGCGCCCUGCGUUGUAUCACACCAAUCAACUAUUUCCACCUCAUACUAUACGACCCGGGGAUCUCGCCCGAAUAGAGGAAAACGUGUCUGCCUCUGGCUCGUCGAAGAAGCCGUCCAAGACGAAGAAGGCUACUACGGAGAACAAGGCCAGCAAUCAGACUGCGGAGGGUGUGGUGUACAAGGUCUCGGAUACUCGUAUCGUCAUUGCCGUCGAUUCUUCCGACUCUGGUUCCGAUGACUUGGAUCUCCCUGAACGAUGCAGAGUGGUCAAGCUGGCGAACAGCGUUACCUAUGAUAGGAUGGACAAGGCUCUGGACCAGCUCGAGAGGACCGUGAUAUCAUCUAGCACCACGGGCGCUCCUGGCGCGGAAAAGGCGCAGCCGGAACUGACCCGCCUGACCCAAGUCCUGCUCGGGAUGGCUGAGCUCUCCGAGAAGUCUCCGGUCGGGGAGCUAACGUUCUUCGACCCUUCGCUGAACCCGAGCCAGAAGGAGGCCGUCAAGUUCGCACUCGAGUCGCCGGAGCUCGCGUGCAUCCACGGACCGCCCGGGACCGGGAAGACGCACACGCUCAUAGAGAUCAUUCGGCAGCUCACAUCUGGCACGCCAUCGAACCCCAAGCCCCAACGCGUCUUGGUGUGCGGAGCGUCGAACCUGUCCGUCGAUAAUAUAUUAGAGAGGCUUCUAGCGCUCCCGACCGCAGAGAAGGGGGACCGGCUGAAGGUCACGCGCGUGGGGCAUCCGGCGCGUGUGAUGGCGAACGAAGGCGUUCUGGACGCAACUCUCGAGGUCAAGUCCAAGAGGACUGAUCAGGCCGCGUUGGCGAAGGACGUUAUGAAUGAGCUCGAGGCAGCCCUUAAUACGCUUUCUGGAAAAGGCAAGGGAGCGAAGGGGAAGGGGCCGAGAGGAAUUGAGAGGAAGAAGAUGUGGGAAGAGGUUCGCGCUCUGCGCAAAGAGUAUCGUCGGCGAGAAGGCGGAGUCGUCGAAGCUGUUCUCGGAGAAUCGCAGGUGGUCCUUGCAACUUGCCAUUCAUCAGGCGGCAGACAGCUGAGGAACCAUAAAUUUGACGUCGUGAUCAUUGAUGAAGCCACGCAGGCUAUGGAAGCGGUUUGCUGGAUUCCGAUCUUCAAAGCGAAAAAGCUCAUUCUCGCAGGAGAUCCCAGGCAACUGCCUCCGACCGUCUUAUCCCUAAACGAAUCGCGUAAGAAGGCUAAAGAUGGUAAGCAAGGCGCGAUCGAGAAGCCAAAGGCCAAGGGGCUUCGGCCUCCUAAAACACUAGAGACGACGAUGUUCGAGCGGUUGGAGAAGAUGUACGGCCCUGACAUCAAGCGAAUGCUGACCGUCCAAUACCGGAUGCACGGCCUCAUCGCACAAUUUCCGUCGAAAGUCCUCUACGGGUCCAAACUGACCGCAGAUGAAUCGGUAGCGGCGCAUCUGCUGCGCGACCUUCCGAACACGAAGGCUACCUCGGAAGAGGACGAGAAGGAGGUCUUGGGGACCCCCGUCGUGUUCUUCGACACCGCUGGGUGCGAGUAUUUCGAGAGGCUCGAGGGAGAUGGCGAGGAGGGAAGCCGAUGCAACGAGAACGAAGCGACCGUGGUGAAGAACUGGGUGGAGACAUUGGUUGGAUGCGGAGUAACGCCUUCACAAAUCGCGGUCAUCACUCCGUACCAAGCGCAGGUGACCCUCAUGACGUCGCUCUUGCGCCCCUUAUACGGCCCAGAAAUAGAGAUUGGAACCGUCGACGGGAUGCAGGGCCGCGAAAAAGAAGCCAUCGUGAUCAGCCUGGUGCGCAGCAACGAAACGCGCGAAGUCGGUUUCUUGAAGGAGAAGCGCCGGCUGAACGUGGCCAUGACGCGCGCGAGGCGUCAUCUGUGCGUAGUUGGCGACUCGUCGACCAUCCAGCACGGAGGCUCGUAUCUGAAGAAAUGGCUUGCGUGGCUAGAGGCGAACGCCGACGUCCGAUAUGCUGGACUAGAUUGAACACAAGUAUAUAGAAGGCCAAGGCAGGCACGUCCCGCCAGGCAAGAGUUUCCGUAAUGUAAGAUAUCGUACACGUAAAACAACAGCGACCAGUCGACGAGCUAUAGUUAAAAAAA